Molecule: messenger RNA, 888 nt
Organism: Procambarus clarkii (red swamp crayfish)
Lineage: Eukaryota; Metazoa; Arthropoda; Malacostraca; Decapoda; Cambaridae
Source: RefSeq, a predicted model, not a curated record
AUGUGGACACAGAUGAUUCGAACCUACCUCCGAGAGGAUCGUAGGAAGGUUCGAACCUACCUCCGAGAGGAUCGUAGGAAGGUUCGAACCUACCUCCGAGAGGAUCGUAGGAAGGUUCGAACCUACCUCCGAGAGGAUCGUAGGAAGGUUCGAACCUACCUCCGAGAGGAUCGUAGGAAGGUUCGAACCUACCUCCGAGAGGAUCGUAGGAAGGUUCGAACCUACCUCCGAGAGGAUCGUAAGAAGGUUCGAACCUACCUCCGAGAGGAUCGUAGGAAGGUUCGAACCUACCUCCGAGAGGAUCGUAGGAAGGUUCGAACCUACCUCCGAGAGGAUCGUAGGAAGGUUCGAACCUACCUCCGAGAGGAUCGUAGGAAGGUUCGAACCUACCUCCGAGAGGAUCGUAGGAAGGUUCGAACCUACCUCCGAGAGGAUCGUAGGAAGGUUCGAACCUACCUCCGAGAGGAUCGUAGGAAGGUUCGAACCUACCUCCGAGAGGAUCGUAGGAAGGCUCGAACCUACCUCCGAGAGGAUCGUAGGAAGGUUCGAACCUACCUCCGAGAGGAUCGUAGGAAGGUUCGAACCUACCUCCGAGAGGAUCGUAGGAAGGCUCGAACCUACCUCCGAGAGGAUCGUAGGAAGGUUCGAACCUACCUCCGAGAGGAUCGUAGGAAGGUUCGAACCUACCUCCGAGAGGAUCGUAGGAAGCGCCCACGCCCGCCCCUACUCGGCGCCCGCGCCCCUACCCGGCGCCCACGCCCGCCCCUACCCGGCGCCCACGCCCGCCCCUACCCGGCGCCCACGCCCGCCCCUACCCGGCGCCCACGCCCGCCCCUACCCGGCGCCCACGCCCACACCCUUGGUGAUAUAAUAGUUAAGGCUCUGUAG